This is a messenger RNA of Eremomyces bilateralis CBS 781.70, 763 nucleotides long. RefSeq lists its product as uncharacterized. The coding region runs from base 203 to 763 and encodes 186 amino acids. The record is from RefSeq and is a predicted model, not a curated record. NCBI's taxonomy places the organism in Eukaryota, Fungi, Ascomycota, Dothideomycetes, Eremomycetales, Eremomycetaceae. The transcript has a single exon.
CACCUCCAUCAAUUAAACAUCUUCCUUUCCGUCGACAUCGACAUAUUCCUCUCUUAUAGCAGCUGUAACAUUACAUAACUCUGGGUCUCUUCCGUUAACUUUUAGAGCAAAGCAUAUCCAACAAAAUUUGACCUCUAGAAAUCUGAUUUACGCUUAUCACCGGCCUGACUUGCUAUAUUCCAGUUAUCGUUCUUCCUCAAGCAUGUCCUCUACACUCCUCGCUACUACGAUAGCAUUUUCCCUAUUCUCCUUGACAUCCGCGCACUUCAUGAUCCAAAACCCAGCUCCUAUUCCUGGCUCCGCUCCUAAGGAUCCCCUCGCUGGUAGUGGUUCCGAUUUCCCAUGCCACAGCGCUGAUCUCUUCAAUGUCGGCUCGCGAACUAGUAUGGCUGUAGGUCCCUCGCAGCUGCUCGAAUUCAACCUUGGCAGUGGUGCUAACACUGCCGUCCACGGUGGUGGUUCAUGCCAGCUCAGCUUGACCUACGAGAAAAACCCGGAAAAGCUUAAGGACCCUGCCUCUUGGAAGGUCAUCUAUUCCAUCGUUGAGGGCUGCCCAACUAACUACUGGUGGAAUCUUGACACCGCUAAGAGGUGCGUCCCGGGUUCCGGCGACAUCAAGUGCGUCAACGCAUUCGACUUUACGAUUCCCCCAGGGGUCAAGAAUGGCGACGCGAUUUUCGCCUGGACCUGGUUCAACAACCUCGGUGAGCGCGAAAUGUAUAUGAACUGUGCUGCCGUGUCAAUCACCGGUGGUCAAGACUAG